This is a messenger RNA of Liolophura sinensis, 1407 nucleotides long. RefSeq names its product vesicular inhibitory amino acid transporter-like. Gene Ontology annotation, cellular component: vacuolar membrane. NCBI's taxonomy places the organism in Eukaryota, Metazoa, Mollusca, Polyplacophora, Chitonida, Chitonidae. The record is from RefSeq and is a predicted model, not a curated record. Gene Ontology annotation, molecular function: L-amino acid transmembrane transporter activity. The coding region runs from base 106 to 1407 and encodes 433 amino acids. Gene Ontology annotation, biological process: amino acid transmembrane transport. The transcript is spliced from 2 exons.
UUUGUCAAGUUUUCUCACUCCGAGAGCGAGAAGGAGCUGUCGGAGUUAGGAGAAGAAGGGAAGGAGAAUGGGACAAUUCCGGACGGCUACUGGUCCGAGGGGGAUAUGUCCGAGAAAAGAGGUUCUGGAGCGUCAAGUCACAGACACCAGAUUACAGAGUGGCAGGCCGCAUGGAACGUCACCAAUGCCAUACAGGGAAUGUUUAUAGUGAGUUUCCCGUAUGCCGUUGUACAAGGAGGCUACUGGGCCAUUGUGGCCAUGGUGGCUGUUGCUUACAUCUGCUGUCACACGGGCAAAAUCCUCAUCGACUGUCUCUACGAGGAGGACUCGAGUGGACGUCUGGUAAGGGUGAGGUCCAGUUACGUGGCCAUCGCCGAGGAGGUCUGGGGCCGGCGAAUUGGCGGGAGAAUCGUUAACUGCGCCCAACUUAUCGAACUUCUCAUGACGUGUAUUCUUUACGUGCUUCUCUGCGGCGACCUCAUCGUGGGGAGUUUCCCCAACACUCCCGUGGACCUUACUUCCUGGAUCAUGAUCUGCACGGCCCCUCUGCUGGCCUGCGCCUUCCUCAAGUCUCUCCGCAGGGUGUCCUGGUUGAGCUUCUGGUGCACUGUUGCACACAUGAUCAUCAACGCUAUCAUAGUGAUUUACUGUUUCACGAAAGCCGGCGAUUUCAAGUGGUCGGAGGUUCAGGUGAAAAUCAACAUCUGGACUUUCCCUAUAUCCAUGGGAAUCGUCGUUUUCAGCUACACCUCGCAGAUCUUCCUGCCCACUCUGGAAGGGAACAUGAUAGACAGGAGUAAGUUCAACUGCAUGAUGCACUGGACGCACAUCGCCGCGGCUCUCUUCAAAGCCAUCUUCUCUUAUAUAGGCUUUCUCACAUGGGGAUUCGCCACGAAGGAGGUCAUAACCAACAACCUGCCCACCGAAUCUCUGCGCGUCAUUGUGAACAUCAUACUGGUGGCCAAAGCGAUGCUGUCCUACCCGUUACCUUUCUUCGCUGCCGCGGAACUUUUGCAAACCACGUUUUUCGAUGGCAAGCCCCAGACGCCUUUCCCGUCUUGUUUUGACGACGAAGACAGUCUGAAGCCCUGGGGGCUAGGCCUUCGGAUGGGGCUGGUUAUAUUCAACAUGCUGUUGGCCAUAUUUAUACCAAAAUUUGCCCUAUUGAUGGGUCUUAUUGGAAGCUUUACGGGCACUAUGUUAUCUUUCGUCUGGCCGUGCUACUUCCACAUCAAGCUGAAAUGGCACAGUCUCAGGUGGCAUACGAAAAUACAGGACGUCACUAUUAUAAUUCUAGGGGUUAUUUUCGGAGCCAUGGGCGUGUACUAUUCCGGUCAUGCUCUAGAGAGAUCGUUUCACGGUGAAAGUCCUAAACCGUUUAAUCCCAGGCCAUUAAAUGAUGGAUAG